Molecule: messenger RNA, 1210 nt
Organism: Octodon degus (degu)
Lineage: Eukaryota; Metazoa; Chordata; Mammalia; Rodentia; Octodontidae
Gene: Bloc1s3
Product: biogenesis of lysosomal organelles complex 1 subunit 3
Exons: 2
Coding region: 405-1007 (200 amino acids)
Cellular component (GO): BLOC-1 complex
Source: RefSeq, a predicted model, not a curated record
CCCUUUAACGCACCCUCCCUGGAGUCCCCUGCACGGCGUUGGUCUGUGGCUGGCCCUGGUCCCCGAGCAUCUCACUAGCCUGAGUGAUUGCGGGUGAGCCGGGGCCGAGGACGUUGCCUGGAGGGUGCGGCCCCUGUUGGAAGCGGAUUGGAAAGGAACGCAGCUUGAACUCAGGGAACUGGCCCCCUGCCUCUACCGAGGUGGUCCUCAGUUUCCCCAUCUGCACAUGGAAGAGGCUGGGGCCCAGUAGUUUCUGUCGCCAGCCAGUUUACAGAAGAGGAAACUGAGGCUCGGACAGUGGGCCCUGAAUCGCUCAGCGAGCCGGUGGAGCGACGCCGGUUCUCCCGGACUCCUUCCUGCCUCUCACCCGCCCGUUUGCCGCUUUCGUCUCCCAGCCCCGCGCCAUGGCGUCCCAGGGUCGUCGGCGGAGGCUGCCGCGAAGGUCAGGGACGAUGGUGACGGGGGAGGCGGCCGAGACGGACUCGGAGCCCUCUGCGUCCUCUUCCUCGGAGGAGGAGCUGUACCUGGGCCCUUCGGGCCCGACGCGCGGCCGGGCCACCGGGCAGCGCAUCGCGGGGGAGGCUGCGGAGACCGACUCGGACGCGGAGCCCGAGCCCACGGCCGCGCCCUCGGACCUGCCUCCGCUCGUGGUGCAGCGGGAGUUGCCCGGGGAGGCCUGGGCCGCGGAGGAGGCCCCGGCGCCUGCGCCCGUGCGCUCCCUGCUGCAACUCCGACUGGCCGAGAGUCAGGCGCGGCUGGACCACGACGUGGCGGCGGCCGUGAGCGGCGUGUACCGCCGUGCGGGACGCGACGUGGCCGCCCUGGCCGGGAGGCUGGCAGCCGCCCAGGCGGCGGGCUUGGCCGCGGCCCACAGCGUGCGCCUGGCGCGAGGGGACCUCUGUGCGCUGGCGGAGCGCCUGGACAUCGUGGCUGGCUGUCGCUUGCUCCCGGACAUCCGCGACGUGCCGGGGACUGAGCCGGAACAAGACCCGGGACCUCGGGCCUAGCCGAGACUGCCCUUCCUCCAUGCCUCCCCAUUUUGAUGACACCUGGGACCAACCUGGCCCACGUGGAUGACGCUCUAGUUUCUUCUGUUGUGCAGACAGUGCUUGUAGGACUGGCACUGGAUUCUGAUCCGCCUCCCAGCUUGGGCCCAGCUUGUGGCAAAUCUGGCCCAGCUUUCCACCCAGUGUUCACUGUCUUACCUUUA